CACCUCCCUCCUCACCACCACCACCACCUCCACCACCGCUCCAUGGCCGCCACUGACAUCUCUCCCCAAUACCGACCUGUAGCCAAACCACCGGACUUCAGCCCUGAACUUACCGUCUCUACCUACCACCACGAUGGCCUCUUGUUCUGGCAAUACAUGGUCGCCGGCUCCAUUGCCGGCUCCGUCGAGCAUAUGGCCAUGUUCCCCGUGGACACCCUCAAGACUCGCAUGCAGGCCCUAGCCGGGUCGUGCCGGACCCAACCUGGAGUCCGCCAGGCGUUCACCUCCAUCCUGAAGCUCGAAGGCCCGGCCGGGCUCUACCGGGGCAUCGGCGCGAUGGGUCUUGGAGCCGGACCGGCCCAUGCAGUCUACUUCUCCAUCUACGAGCUCUUCAAGGAGUCCCUCUCUUCUGGUGACCCAAACAACCCCGUGGCCCACGCCACGGCCGGGGUGUGCGCGACCGUGGCAAGCGAUGCGGUGAUCACCCCAUUGGACAUGGUGAAGCAGCGGCUGCAGCUGGAGAGGAGCCCGUACCGGGGGGUGGGCGACUGCGUGAGGCGGGUCCUGGUGGAGGAAGGGAUCGGGGCGUUCUAUGCAUCGUACCGGACGACUGUCGUGAUGAACGCGCCCUUCACGGCGGUGCACUUCGCAACAUACGAGGCUGCAAAGCGGGGUCUGAUGGAGGCAUUCUUGGUGGAAUCAGCAAGUGACGAGAGCCUGGUGGUGCACGCGACGGCCGGGGCGGCAGCAGGGGCGUUGGCGGCUGCAGUCACGACUCCGCUCGACGUGGUCAAGACACAGCUGCAAUGCCAGGGAGUCUGCGGUUGCGAUAGAUUCUCAAGCAGUUCGAUCAGGGACGUCAUUCGAGCUGUGGUGAACAAAGACGGGUAUCGUGGGCUCAUGAGAGGAUGGCUUCCGAGGAUGCUCUUCCACGCACCAGCUGCCGCGAUCUGUUGGUCGACCUACGAGACCUCGAAGUCCUUCUUCCAACGGCUCAACGACAGUAAAAGCCGAGGUUACUAAUGCAUGCGAAGCACCAGGAGCCAAAGGAAUCCAGCCAAUACGUUCAGCUGUAUUUUGGAUUUCGCAGUAAGAGUUGUACCAGCAACUUCAAGGCUGGACUAUUCUAAAUCCAGGGAAUAAAUGCACCAAAAGCCCUAAAAUUUAUCAUGAAA
This is a messenger RNA of Eucalyptus grandis, 1175 nucleotides long. Its product is annotated as mitoferrin. Gene Ontology annotation, molecular function: ferrous iron transmembrane transporter activity. Gene Ontology annotation, biological process: iron import into the mitochondrion. Bases 43 to 1023 code for a protein of 326 amino acids. The record is from RefSeq and is a predicted model, not a curated record. The transcript is spliced from 2 exons. Lineage: Eukaryota; Viridiplantae; Streptophyta; Magnoliopsida; Myrtales; Myrtaceae. Gene Ontology annotation, cellular component: mitochondrial membrane.